Messenger RNA from Eutrema salsugineum, 1627 nucleotides. RefSeq names its product flowering time control protein FCA. The coding region runs from base 132 to 1499 and encodes 455 amino acids. Gene Ontology annotation, molecular function: mRNA binding; protein binding. Gene Ontology annotation, cellular component: nucleus; cytoplasm; ribonucleoprotein complex. The record is from RefSeq and is a predicted model, not a curated record. NCBI's taxonomy places the organism in Eukaryota, Viridiplantae, Streptophyta, Magnoliopsida, Brassicales, Brassicaceae. The transcript is spliced from 12 exons.
UGGAAACCCCUUGGAGGACUGACUCUUCUCUCUCGCUCUCUACCGUCGCCGGAGAAAUUCCCCGAUUACACAAUCUGAGAACAACCGUGACGACUUCGAUUAAUCGAGUCAAUCAGGAAUUUUUUGUUAAGAUGGAGAGACGCGUCGCAAACGCCUACCCUGGUCCACCACCACCACCAGUUCCGUACUAUCAUAACAACAACUACAAUCCUCCUCCUCCUCCUCCUCAUCAUCAUCAUCAGAUUCAUCCGCCGCACCACCAUAUCGCCGCCGUUGGAUUCCACCAAUACCCGCAAACCGAGAAUCAGCGUUACAAUCAGCCGCAUUAUGAUAACCAUUACCCCGCCGCCCAACAACAACACAACAUGAUCGUUGACGCGCCGCCGUUUCCACCGAGUACUGGGUUUAGUCCUUGCGGCGUAAGCUUGAAGAAGAGACGCUCUCUGUCCGCUACCCCAGAUCCUACUGCUGAUGGUAGUAGUAUUGCCAAGCUAUAUGUUGCGCCGGUCCCAAUGACAGCAAAGGAGGACGAUGUCCGUCAGGUGUUUGAAAAAUAUGGCAAUGUCACGGAGAUCAUUCUACCCAAAGAUAAGAUGACUGGUGAACGAGCAGCUUACUGUUUUGUUAAGUACAAAAAGUUAGAAGAGGGUAGUGCCGCUAUUGCAGCUUUAACAGAUCAGUAUACCUUCCCUGGGGAAAUGGCUCCAGUCAAGGUCAGAUAUGCCGAUGCAGAACGUGAACGGACUGGGUUUUCGACAGUGCAAAUUCCAGAUAAGCUAUAUGUUAGAUGCCUCAACAGACAAACAACAAAAAUGGAAGUCCAUGAGGUGUUUUCUAGGUACGGAAUCGUUGAAGAUAUUUAUAUGGCAGUGGAUGACAUGAAGAUUAGCCGUGGGUAUGCAUUUGUUCAGUUUUCUCGUAGGGAGAUGGCACUAGCGGCAAUCAAAGGUUUAAAUGGACUCUUUACCAUGCGGGGUUCUGAUCAGCCUCUGACUGUCAGAUUUGCCGAUCCUAAAAAACCCCGUCUAGGGGAACCAAGGUCUAACUUUAACGCUCCACCAGCAAUGCAACAAUUCGAUCCAAAUUGGCAUCCACAAUCAUAUCCCCAAUGGGGAAACAAAGAACCUGCAGCCCCUAGAGUCGUUCAGCAUCAUGAUUUUGCCUCACAGCCAAAUCACUUCCCGCAGCAAAAUGCUCAAGCAGUAUCCGAGGUUCAUAAACCGCUGCAUCAAGAUAUCCUACCUCAAAAUAUUGAGAAGCACCAGAAAUCUGAGACUGCAAGCGUGGAGAAUGGAGGCGAUGGUCAGAAGAUUUCUAGUCAUUCAAAUGCAUUCCCUGAGGACCAAAAUACAGCGAGCCCUGAGUGUGAUUGGAGUGAACACACUUGUCCUGAUGGGAACAAGUAUUACUUCCAUUGUGUCACUUGCGAAAGCACGUGGGAGAAACCUGAGGAGUACUCCAUGUUUGAGAGAUGGUUCCAAGAGCAAACAAGAUCAUAAACUUGUAUCUUCCCCCGUUGAACAAUCAGAGCCAAGGGGGCAGAACCGAAGGAGGUAGAGUUUAAAGCCAUUUUGUAUAAAUACUUAGUUGGUUUAGAUGGUCUAUAGAAAAAUGUGUCAUUGUUAUU